AUGAAGCUCACAGCAUCACUCUCGGCCAUCGCGGCCCUCAACGCCGCAACAGCCUCCCCCAUCGAACCACGCCCCGAGUCCGACCAGCAUCCCAUUCAGCGCAUACCAACGUCGUACGAGUCCGCCGUGCUAGGCCGCCGCAUCCUCGCCCUCAGCCCGCUCGCGACCCUGUCCACCGUCUUCCCCUCCUCAUCCUCAUCCUCCUCAUCCGGCGGCCACGACGCCCCGGACCUACACGAAGAUGCGGGCGCCCUUGAGAACCGGCCCCGGGGCCUGGGCGGCAUUCCCAUCGGCCUGAUGGACUAUGUUGCUGACUGCGGCGCCGAGGAGGAGGGCAACCCCACCAUACUGGCCAUCAAGAUCGCCACGAGCUUUAAGAACGUCGCCGCGGGGAGCAACUUGUCCAUCAGCUACAACUGGGUGCCGCCCUACCCGCCCGCGAAGCGCAUCAAGUCGUCGUCGUCAUCAUCCUCACACAACCCGCUAUCCUGGCUUUCCAGGUGGUGGUCAGGCAAUGGCAACCGCGACGACGACGACGGAGACGCGGCCGCCCUUCCCCCGCACUACGACCCGGUCCCGUACAGCGCCGCCAACCUGCCCCGGUUCAGCCUGCUCGGGCACCUUGAGGAGAUAUCGCCUUCCUCGGAGGCUGAUGCUAUAGAGCUGCAAGAGUGCUUCCUGAACGCGCACCCGGACGCCCGGUACUGGCUCCCGGGGAACCGGAUCCACGAGGCUGGCUGGGUGCGCCUCGUGGUCGACGAGGUGUACUUCGUCGGCGGGUUCGGCGACCGGGCGUAUAUCGGGUGGAUCCCGGUUGCGAAGUGGCGCGGCGUCACGAGGGAGGAGUGGCAGGCUGUCAAGCUCCCCGGGGAGGAGAAGGGCUGGAAGGAGUGGAGUGUCGAUGAGCUGUGA
Diaporthe citri is the source of this 912-nucleotide messenger RNA. RefSeq lists its product as uncharacterized. The record is from RefSeq and is a predicted model, not a curated record. NCBI's taxonomy places the organism in Eukaryota, Fungi, Ascomycota, Sordariomycetes, Diaporthales, Diaporthaceae. Bases 1 to 912 code for a protein of 303 amino acids. The transcript has a single exon.